AUGGGAAAUUGUUUUAAAGAGUAAACUUCUCGUUCCUCUAUUUCUGACUAUCCAAGAAUGGAAAUAUUUGAGUAAGACUUUUUAGAUCAAAAAAUAUCUCAUAAAAGAACUAAGUCUGAAUUAUUGAGCUAAGUUGAAAGCAUUAUUAUAAAAGAAGACCCAGAAACAGAAUAAGAUCAAAAUUAAUCUGUCGAACUGAAUUCGUAAUUUCAGAUUCAACAUAGUGCAACCAUAAAUUUUGAUAGGUUGCCAUUAGGCAUCAAGAUGGAGAAGCACCACAAAAUAAAAUUAUACAAUUUACAUACUCAAAGAUACUUGCAUUCCCAUGCAAUCAAGCAUGAACAUAAUAAAUCGAAUGAAGUAAGCACUUGUAAUAAUUGUAAUUAUGAAUAUGACUGGUGGCAAUUCAUAUCGAUUUAAAAUAAAAUUCAUAUUUAUCAUCCGAUCACACAAUCAUAUUUAAAAUGUUUAUUAACUACAAAUGACUUGGGAGAAGUAGGUUGUGUAUAACAUGAUAUGGAUGAAUGGUAAAUCAUUUCAGAUGAUAGAGAACUCAAAUAAUAUUCAAUUAUAAAACUUAAACAUAUAAGUACUGGACUUUAUUUGCAUACUUAGCCUUAUUAAAGUAAGGUUGAAGAUCAGCAUAUUGUAUCUGUCUGUAAACAAGAACUAGCAAAUGCUCUUUGGAGAAUUGCGGAUAUGUAAUGA
Molecule: messenger RNA, 708 nt
Organism: Paramecium tetraurelia
Lineage: Eukaryota; Ciliophora; Oligohymenophorea; Peniculida; Parameciidae
Exons: 2
Source: RefSeq, a predicted model, not a curated record